AUGGGGAGCGGCAGAGGAGGAAGCAGCAAGACUAAUAAUAAUGGGUCGGCUGCGGCGGCGACUGGGUCCGGGGUAGGGUUACAGUCGAUUCCGGCCGGUGCUCGGAAAGUAGUUCAGAGUUUAAAAGAAAUUGUCAACUGCCCUGAACCCGAGAUCUAUGCUAUGCUCAAAGAGUGUAAUAUGGACCCUAAUGAAGCUGUUAAUAGACUCCUCUCCCAAGAUCCUUUUCACGAGGUCAAGAGCAAAAGAGAAAAGAAAAAGGAGAAUAAAGAGGCUCCUGAAUCUAGGUCUCGUGGCAGUGGUGUUACUUCAAACCGUGGGAGGUCUGGGGCGGAUCGAUACGCUCCCCGUGGUGGUAGCACCCAGCAUGCUACUUCUGAAUCUGCAUCGCACGGUAGACCUUCGUACAAGAAGGAAAAUGGAUCUGUUUAUAGUUCUAGUUCACUACCAUCUUCUGGAGUAGCUGGAAAUAAUGCCAGCAGGAAGGCCCCACUUUACAGUGAUGCUGCUGCCAAUGAAGUCAAAGUGCCACCUAUGGUCUUGCCUGAUAAUGUAUCCUCUGCCUCACAAGCUUCUGGAUAUCAAUCUGCUUGGGGGGGAGUUCCUGGUCAAGUGUCCAUGGCUGACAUUGUGAAGAUGGGUAAGCCUCAAAGCAAAGCGCCAAGCGCCCCAAGUACAACUCACAAUGUUAAUCACCACCACUUUCAGGGGCCAUCUGCUCCAUAUCAAAGCUUGCAAUCCUCUGAAGAUCAUAUUUCAAAAGUUUCAGAGGGGCACCUUGACACCAGAGCAUCUGGCCAGCAUGUUUCUGUUGAUGAUGAAUGGCCUUCAAUUGAGCCACCAUCAGCUCCUGCUUCCUCUAUAUCCAAACCACACGUAGUGACUGAGAUGCUUCCAGAAUCGUCCACUGUUCCUUUUGAUACAGUAAAUAGAGUCUCUGGUUUAGAUGAGAGUCAGGCUGCUGAAGAAGGAACUAUUGAAGAUCAUGAUACAAACCAUGUUGGAGAUACUUCUGUAUCUGGUAGGAAGUUGCUGGAGGAUAAUGCUGAAGGUGAGUCUUUGUUUGAGAAUGAUUUGUACCGAAACAGAGGCUCCUUCCAACCUCAAGGUCAUGCAUUUGAUCGUCAUGGAGCAGAAAAUGCUAGUGCGUCGGUGUCCUCUGUGACUGCAAACUUGCAACAGUUAAAUUUGAAAAAGGAGGAUGUUGCGCUUCCACCUGAAAGAGAGGGCCCUUCUGUGGUAAUUCCUGACCAUUUGCAAGUCCAGUCUGCAGACUGCUCGCAUUUGAGCUUUGGUACCUUUGGAUCCAUUGCCAGUGCUGGUUUCUCUGGACCUUCGGCGUCUAUGCCUGUGAAAGCGAAUUUGGAGGAGGCUCCGCUGGAGGCAGAUGUUUCUUCUGUUGGACACACUGACACGAGAAACUCCGAGUAUUAUAGUGAAGAGCCUCAUAGAAAUGCCUCGGAAGGCAAUUUAUAUCAUAGAGCUAGUGCUGCUACUGGGAACUAUGAUCCAUCAUCUCCUUCGCAACCUGAGACUCUGAAAGCUGAAAACCUUGAGGUUGAUCGUGGAAAUCAAUAUGCAUUCACUUCAUCUACACCUAACUAUGCAUUUGAAAAUCCUCAGCAAUUGAAUAUUGGAUUUAGUGAAUCUCAGACGAGCUCCCAGAUACAAAACCUUUCCCCCUUCUCAAAUAAUUUGCCGGCAUAUACAAAUUCUUUGCCGAACUCAUUGCUGGCAGCGAAUCUUCCUCCUGGAAGGGAAUCUGAUAUUCCAUACUCACCAUUUCCGGCGACACAGUCGAUGGCAACUAAGUAUGGGAACAUUGCUUCAUCCAUUGGGGGCCCAUCAAUCUCCAUGAAUGAGUUUCUUCCACUGUCUUCCUUCUUUCCUACCGCACAUACUAUAUCAGGAAAUAAUCUUGCCACUGGGCCUGCUCUUCCUCCACAUUUGGCUGCAUCUCCAUAUUCUCAACCUACCCUUCCAUUAGGACCUUUUACCAACAUGAUUGGCUAUCCAUUCUUGCCUCAGAGCUACACAUAUGUGCCCUCUGCUUUCCAACAAGCAUCAUAUCAUCAAUCUCUUGCAGCCAUGCUCCCACAAUACAAGAACAGUGUAUCUGUUAGCAGUUUACCUCAGUCAGCACCUGUUGCAUCUGGAUAUGGUUCCUUUGGGAAUUCAACUACAAUUCCUGGAAAUUUCCAAAUGAAUCCAGCUGCCGCGCCUUCUGCAUCAAGCCUAGGCUAUGAAGAUGUGUUGAAUGCUCAAUACAAGGAUAAUAGUCACCUGAUCUCUCUUCAGCAGCAGAAUGACAACUCUGGUAUGUGGCUUCACGGAGCUGGUUCUAGAACAAUGUCAGGUGUUCCAGCCAACACAUAUUAUAACUUUCAGGGGGGACAAAGCCAGCAACCUAGUGGAUUUAGACAGGCUCAGCAGCCAUCACAAAAUUAUGGUGCUCUGGGUUACCCAAACUUCUACCAUUCUCAGACUGGGAUAUCUCUAGACCACCAACAGCAGAACCCAAGGGAUGGGUCGCUUGGUGGGUCUCAAGGGCAACCCAAGCCUUCUCAACAGUUAUGGCAAAACAACUACUAA
This is a messenger RNA of Oldenlandia corymbosa var. corymbosa, 2592 nucleotides long. The record is from the annotation of a GenBank genome assembly. Lineage: Eukaryota; Viridiplantae; Streptophyta; Magnoliopsida; Gentianales; Rubiaceae.